This is a messenger RNA of Cuculus canorus (common cuckoo), 668 nucleotides long. RefSeq names its product transmembrane protein 141 (gene TMEM141). Bases 12 to 389 code for a protein of 125 amino acids. Lineage: Eukaryota; Metazoa; Chordata; Aves; Cuculiformes; Cuculidae. The transcript is spliced from 5 exons. The record is from RefSeq and is a predicted model, not a curated record.
GCGGAGCGGCCAUGGUGAACCUGGGGCUGCGGCGCGUGGAGGAGAGUGUGGCCGCCAAACACCCCGCGCUGCAGCAGUACGCAGCCUGCCAGUCCCACGCCUUCAUGAAGGGCAUCGGCGCCUUCCUGGCAGGCAGUGGAGCCGCCUUUGCCGCGGUGCAGCUGGUGAGGAGGCGGCUGCCUGCCAGCCCGCAGUGGAGCCUGCUGCUGGCCGCCGCUGCAGGGUCCCUCGCCAGCUAUGUAGUAACUAGAGCUGAGACACAGAAAUGCUCUGACUUCUGGAUUUACCUGGAGACAGGCAAGUCCCCACAGGACCUUGCUGUGGCUGAGAGCAUGUCUAAGCCCACAGGUGAGCACGCUUGGCAAAGGUGGGAUCCUGCCCUGAGAUAACUUCCCAACAAACCUGGGCCAAGAGUUGUUUGAGAUGGCUGGUGUCUUGAGGGCCAAGGAAUGUCUGGAGGACCUGUCUCCGUGACCAAACCCUACAGGCAGCUCAGCUCAUUUUUUUUUUUUCCCUAUCUCCCAGAAGAUCCACCCAAAAACUUGGAGUCCCAUUCUGCCCCUUUUCCCUGAGAUCUUCCCUCACAUUGCAUGGCUCGUUCUUGGGUGUGGGUUCCUCUCUCCUGCAGGGCCCAAACAGAUACCAUGGCAUGAGUAUGUGCUCUGAUU